Monomorium pharaonis (pharaoh ant) is the source of this 2474-nucleotide messenger RNA. RefSeq lists its product as uncharacterized. The transcript is spliced from 2 exons. Gene Ontology annotation, cellular component: nucleolus. Gene Ontology annotation, molecular function: nucleic acid binding. Lineage: Eukaryota; Metazoa; Arthropoda; Insecta; Hymenoptera; Formicidae. The record is from RefSeq and is a predicted model, not a curated record. Bases 158 to 1684 code for a protein of 508 amino acids. Gene Ontology annotation, biological process: regulation of ribosome biogenesis.
AGCAAGUGCAGACAGUACGGUUGUUUCCAAUGCGUGCCAUGUGAUCGAACAAAAAUUAAAUGGUUGAGAUGCGUGGUGCGUGAGACAGCUCAGGCAACGUGUGUGCGAUUGUACGGCAUUUAAACUAAAAAACUGUAGAUCCUUGUAAUGCGAGAAGAUGUCUAAUUUCGCGAAAGAACAGUUGUUGAAGUACGGCUGGACCGAAGGUAAAGGACUCGGUAAAAAUGAAAAUGGCAUAACGGAACCGGUAAAACUCGCGACAACUCAGAAUAAGGAGGGUAUAGGAUACGACGAGUACGAGACGCCUUGGUGGGAAAAGGUGUAUAACGACGCCUCCAAAAACAUUAAGAUCGAGUCGAUCGGUGACCAGGUUACCUUGACUGCUGCCAACAACACGAAUGCAGGGCAAACUCACGGAAGCUUUGAUCCCUUGAAAAAAUCUAUAAUCUAUCAAAAGGCCUUUAUGUCAGUAGGGAGUUUGUCAUUUGGCACCGUUGAUCAUCCAAAAAUUAUUGAUGUGACUGAUCAGAAGCAACAUGGCAGUCAUUUGAACGCUCAGUCUCAGCUGAACGCAACUCCAGCUAGAGAGAACACUAUGGCCUACAGGAAAACGAAUGCGGAAUCGGAUGUGGAAAGCAGCGAGCACGAAGUAGAUACAAUCAAUGCAAAUUUAAAUCAGUUGAAAGAAGGAACUGAUUUUUACCUCUCCAAGUCUACAAAAAAGAAGUAUCGAAAAAAAAUGAAGAACCUAGAGCAGCAACUAAGUACUUGUAACUUAGACAAUGAUAAUUUUGUAAAGUGUAACAUUGUAAGUGAUCGUAAAUGGAAGUUACUUAAUAUGAAUGUAUAUGAACUUUCUCAAGGGAAGAAACUUUCUCAAAAAAAAAAAAUGAGAAAAAUUAAGGAGGAAAUUGUUAAUUCAAACAAACUAAAUCAUUUAAUUACUAAAUCAUUAAAGACUAACAGAACAGACGAGAUUGAUGAGGAAUGGCCAAAAACAAUUCCACUCCCCUGUAUGAAAUUAGUCAAUCCACAUUCAAAUCAAAAACUACGAAACAAACAUUUAAAAGACACACUUGUGGAUCAACAAACAAGGCUUCAUAAUCAUGUGAAAAAGUUAUGGGAUAUAUUUACAGAAAAACAUCAAAUAUCAGAAUUAAAAUGGAAAAAUGAAAAAGAUAGUAUCAAGCCUAAAGUAAAACCAAAUCUAGAAUUGACAAAUAAUACUGGAGAAGUGACAACUGAGCAGGAUUGUAUAAUCAAUAUCGAAGAAGUACCUUCAGAUAUAGAAGAGAAGAUACAACAAGGAAAUGUGGUUUCACGUCAUGUUUAUUUUAAAUCGCUAAAGAUUCCCAAACGCUUUCAAGGUAACCCCCAAAAAAUGGCUAGAAAUUAUAUAAAAUACAAAUGUAUUGAAUCUCACGACGAAAACUCGGUGAAAACAAUACUCAGAACAAUACUAGAAGAGAAAGAAGUUUCAAAGAAAUGCACUAAAAUACAAAAGCAAAGAAAUGUGUUAUUCAGUUUGAAGAAAAAAAUCGCACAAUGUAGCAUAAAAAAGACUGAACAAUCGACACGUGAAUUAAACAUGGAUUCUGUAAUCAAAGACUUAGAGAAAUGUGGUCUUGUCGAGCAGGUAAAUAUUAAAAAGAGGUCCACUCAGACUCAUCUCACACCCGUUUAAAGAGAAAAAGAAAGCCAAAAAAUAUGUAUGUUUUCGAAUAAUUAGGUAAUUUUUCCAUGUAUACUUUUACGAGAUAAUUUACUUUAGAUGAUUUUAUCAUGUAAAUUACAAAAAAGAUGCAUCAAGGUCUAACUUAAUCAACUCCUCAAAAAUUAAAUUUCUACGUAAUAUAUGUUAUGGCCCCAAUGUAAUUAAUCUAUUAUUUUUAUUAUAUUUACUUAAUCAUGUUUUAUAUUUAUGCAUUUUAUAUCUUCCAUAAACUAUCAGAUAUUAGUUAAAUUAAACAAAAAUAAACUACUAAACCAAAAUUUUAAUAAUAAAAUCUAUAACAGUUACAAAUUAUAAGAUAAAAAUUGUAUCAAAAUAAUUUUACAAUUAUCAUUAUCACCAUUAAGUUUAUAUAUAUUUGCGAUGUUAUAUUUAAUUGUAAAUGGUAGUAAUUAAUAAAUCUUAUAUAUAACUUAUCGAUUUAUCUUGUCAAGAUAAGCAUCUGUAAAUAAAGUUCCUAUAUAAGUAAAACAUACGCGUGUGCAUAUUAUAUUUGUUUUAUAUAAAACAUUCAUUCGAUAUAUGUAUUUUUAAUAAAUUAAUAUUUGCAUCAAAGUUGUUUUUUAUUCGAAACGCAACAUAACAAUAUUUACAUGUAUCUUAUACGCAAUUCCUGUUUAGACGUACAAAUCGAUGUUCUUGUCUAGAGCUUUCGCAAAGAUGUAAACGUAUAUUGAUACUAUAGUGCGAUAUAAAAUGACAUAUUUAACUUGUGUUCCAUACACGAUCAUCGAAAUUUAUA